AUGACGCUCGCCAGCAUCCUCACCGUGGCGGGCAUCCUCCUGUUCUUCGUCUUCUUCGCGUUCGGCACCAUCGCCCUCCAGUGCUGCAUUAACGCCUGGGACAGGGAAAGCCGCCGCCGCCGGCGGCGCCGUGGUCCGCGGGCGACGGCCGGUGGCAGCAGCGGUGGUGGGGUGCGGACCAGCAGGGGCGUCGACCCGGAGCUGCUGCGCUCGCUGCCUGUCACGGUGUACAGCCACGGUUCGGACAAGGGGCGGCACCAGCAGGACGCGGUGGAGUGCGCCGUGUGCCUCGCCGAGCUCCAGGACGGCGAGGCGGCCCGGUUCCUGCCCCGCUGCGGGCACGGCUUCCACGCCGAGUGCGUCGACAUGUGGCUCGCGUCCCACGCCACCUGCCCGCUCUGCCGGCUCACCGUCUCCAAGCCCGACGACGUAUCUGUAUCUCCUCAUCCGGUGUCUUCCUUGGCUCUUCCACCCGUACCGCCGGAGCCCGCCAACUACGCCACCGCCAACCUGCCCGCCAGCGUGCUUCUCGGCGUGUCUGAGCAUGGUGCGGUCACCGCUGGCUCUGGCACUGGCUCCACGGCCGCCAUGGCUAUCGAGAUCCCAGAGUUGGCCGUGCCGACGCCGACGCUCACCCCGCGCGACCCUGCCAAGUCACCGGGAUCGGCGAGGCUCAGAUCGAUCACGAGGCUGUGGAGCUUCGGAAGGCAAGGGGCGGGGGCGACUUCUUCGGGCUCCUGUGCCGGUGCGGGUGGUAGCGAAGGAGUCGACUUGGAACAGGGUAUCAGCUAG
Molecule: messenger RNA, 792 nt
Organism: Miscanthus lutarioriparius
Lineage: Eukaryota; Viridiplantae; Streptophyta; Magnoliopsida; Poales; Poaceae
Source: the annotation of a GenBank genome assembly